UGGGAGCUGUGAGAAUGGACUGCAACAGGCUCAGAGCAGCAGCAGCAGUGCAGACGGAGGAGAGCAGCCAGGAGAGAUAGAGUCUGAGAACUUAAAAGAACAAGUGAUAAUAAUAAUAAUAAUAAUAAUAAUAAUAAUAAUAAGAAGAAGAAGAAGAAGAAGAAGAAGAGGAAAAAGAGACAGCAGGCAGUGGAGGACUAGCUGAAGUACAGGAGGAGGAGAAGAAGAAGAAGAAGAAGAAGUGUAGGAGUUCCCCGGAUUAUUAUUAAUCUCCUGAGUUGAUGAGCGUCCCCCAGCCUCUCUGACCAACAAACACUCAGGUGCGCACGCAGUGAAGACACGAGCACAUGGCUGCACUAACACUGACCAGAGCGGAUAACUUCCUGCACAACUUCCUACAGGAUCGCACCCCCAGCUCCUCUCCAGAGAGUGGCCCCAACCCGCUCUCCUUUCUGGCCACCACGUGCACCCAGGCUUGGCAGGUGGGCGGGAGCGUGGGCUCCGAGGGGCCUCAGUUCCCCUAUGAGGGCGCGGUGGGUUCGGCGUCCAGCAUGUUUCAGCUGUGGAGCAACGAGAUGGCGCCCAACUCGGGCCUGAGCGCCCACCAGAUGGCCUUCACCGUGCCCAAGGUGCAGUUCCCCGGCCACGUGCAGACGGGCCUGGGCGCGCACUCGCUCCACCAUCACCACCACCACCAUCACCACCACCACGAGCUGCCCCUCACGCCCCCGGCCGAGCCGCCUGCCACCUACUCCUUCGAGCUGUCUCCGGUCAAGAUGCUGUCCACCCAGGCCCAGGGGAACGCUCAGUACUACGCCCAGCACAAUGCCAUGGGCCAGAACUUUCCCAGCUUUCUGCAGACCAACUCAGCCAGGCCUCCACACCUAACUGGAGGUUCUGCUGAUGAAAGCCAGCAGUGGUGGAGUCUGCCACAAGGCAACGGUGCUCCCUCCGGCCACCACUUCUCUCUAGGAAGGCAGCUGGUUCUAGGGCACCAGCCUCAGAUCGCAGCCCUGCUGCAGGGAACCUCCAAGAGCCUGCUGAGCUCCACCCGCCGCUGCCGCCGCUGCAAGUGCCCCAACUGCCAAACCUCAGGGGGCAGCAGCCUGGAAUUCGGCAAAAAGAGACUGCACAUCUGCCACAUUCCAGAGUGCGGCAAGGUCUACAAGAAGACGUCACAUUUGAAGGCGCACCUGCGCUGGCAUGCAGGCGAGCGCCCCUUCGUCUGCAACUGGCUCUUCUGCGGUAAGAGCUUCACCCGCUCUGACGAGCUGCAGCGGCACCUGCGGACGCACACCGGCGAGAAGCGAUUCGGCUGCCAGCAGUGCGGCAAGAGGUUUAUGCGCAGCGACCACCUGUCCAAGCACGUCAAGACCCACCAGGGCAGGAAGGGACGGUCCGGACAGACGGUUUCAGUCGACCCACAGCUCAGCAACAUCAAGAGAGAGUGAGGGAACCGGGGACGUGCCGGGGACAGACCAGGGACAGGUCUUUCUGAGAGACUUUAAAGAUGCCCAGACUCUUAGAGAGACUGAACAGAGAGAAACGAAGCCAUAUAGAAGAGCCUGCCUCAUUCUGUAGCAGGUGAACAGUGUGGAGGUUCUGAGACUGAGGCCUGAUUAAGAUGCCUGAUUUGUCUGGAGUUCUGCAUGGUUUACAGGCCCUCUACUAUAGAGACAAAGAGGAAGGACACUGGAGCAGUGCACACACUUCCACACCCGCCACAGGUCUUCAGCUGGUCUCUAUAAUUAUACAAAAAUAAUAAUAAAGAAUCUAAAUAAUAAUAAAGACUUAAGGAGGCCCAAUUCAGUCGGUACCAGUUUGAAGAACAGGAGAGUUAGUGCAGGACAAUAAGAGAAAUGAUACAUCUUUGCACAAAUCAAUCAACAAUGGAAUUUUACAUGCAUUAAAACCUGUACAAGCACAAUAUAGACGAGAACAAAUAUUUAUAAAUUAUAAAUUCGUUUUAAUUUUCUUUUCUUUAUUUUUAUUUUUUACAGAAAUGUUGCCUUAACAUGAAAUGUUUCCUUUGGUCACUUUUAGGCCUGUCACUAUAAUUAAAAUUAUGAUUAUAUUAUAGUAAAAAAAAUAAAAGAAUGUGGACAUGAACUCAAUAAAUAAAAAAAAAGCUUUAAUUUUACUAAAAAAAUAAAUAAAAUCCAAUUUCAAUCUCUGAAAAUUUGUAAAGAGUGUAAUUACAUUAUUAUGCUGUUAUGUGAUUAUUAUCCUAUAUCACUGACAUGAAAUGGUCUUAAAAUGACUUGGUCCUAAAAUAUUUUUUUUUGUUUAAUGCAAAAAUAUAUACUUUCAAACAAUAUAUUGUCCAUAUAAAAAUGGUGACAAAAUCGUGACAGGCCUAGUCACUUUUAUUCAUUUUUUAUUUUUUGUUUGUUUUUGUUUGUUUGUUUCUGUGAAAUCUACUGUAGACUUUUAUUAUGAAGAAUCUGCAAUUCUUUAUUCAUUCUCCUUCCGUUUAAAGUUUGAAGCAGUGAUUUGCACUCAGAACAUUCCUUUUUCUUUUUCCAUUUACUGUUUUUCAGUCUAUCCUCCUGAGUGUAUACACUCAGUGUAUAUAAUGUUCAUAUGGCAGCACACAGUUCUAUGAAAGAUUAAGGAAGCAUGUGAAAAACUGAAUAAAAAAGAUAAAAAUAAUAAAUAAUUGGUUAAAUCUGA
Molecule: messenger RNA, 2673 nt
Organism: Astyanax mexicanus (Mexican tetra)
Lineage: Eukaryota; Metazoa; Chordata; Actinopteri; Characiformes; Acestrorhamphidae
Gene: sp5l
Product: Sp5 transcription factor-like
Exons: 2
Coding region: 348-1451 (367 amino acids)
Biological process (GO): regulation of transcription by RNA polymerase II
Molecular function (GO): DNA-binding transcription factor activity, RNA polymerase II-specific; RNA polymerase II cis-regulatory region sequence-specific DNA binding
Source: RefSeq, a predicted model, not a curated record